Molecule: messenger RNA, 1308 nt
Organism: Orycteropus afer afer
Lineage: Eukaryota; Metazoa; Chordata; Mammalia; Tubulidentata; Orycteropodidae
Gene: POFUT2
Product: protein O-fucosyltransferase 2
Biological process (GO): protein O-linked glycosylation via fucose
Molecular function (GO): peptide-O-fucosyltransferase activity
Source: RefSeq, a predicted model, not a curated record
GCCGCCCCGGGCCAUGGCGGCGCUCGGCGUCGUCUGCCUGCUCUUCUGGGCAGCAUCCUACCCACACGCCUCGGCCUCUGGCGACGAGUUCUGGCCUGGCCAGUCGGCGGCCGACAUCCUGUCGGGGGCGGCGUCUCGCAGACGGUACCUUCUGUAUGAUGUCAAUCCCCCAGAAGGUUUCAACCUCCGAAGGGAUGUGUAUAUCCGCAUUGCCUCCCUGCUGAAGACUCUGCUGAAGACUGAGGAGUGGGUCCUCGUCCUGCCCCCGUGGGGCCGCCUCUACCACUGGCAGAGUCCCGACAUCCAUCAAGUCCGAAUCCCAUGGUCUGAGUUUUUUGAUCUUCCAAGUCUCAAUAAAAACAUCCCUGUCAUCGAGUAUGAACAGUUCAUUGCAGAGUCUGGUGGGCCCUUCAUUGACCAAGUCUACGUCCUGCAAAGUUAUGCAGAGGGAUGGAAAGAAGGGACCUGGGAGGAGAAGAUUGAUGAACGUCCCUGCCUUGACCAACUUCUGUAUUCCCAGGACAAGCACGAGUACUACAGAGGAUGGUUUUGGGGCUAUGAAGAGACAAGGGGUUUGAACGUUUCUUGUCUGUCCGUCCAAGGAUCGGCAUCCAUCAUUGCACCAGUUCUUUUAAAGAACACAUCAGCACGGUCUGUGAUGUUGGACAGAGCGGAGAACCUGCUUCACGACCACUAUGGAGGGAAAGAGUACUGGGAUACCCGGCGGAGCAUGGUGUUUGCCAAGCACUUGCGGGUGGUAGGAGAUGAGUUCAGGAGCCGCCACCUCAACUCCACUGACGAAUCUGACAGGAUCCCAUUUGAGGAGGACUGGACCAAGAUGAAGGUCAAGUUGGGUUCUUCGCUGGGGGGUCCCUACCUCGGCGUUCACCUGAGGAGGAAGGACUUUAUCUGGGGGCACAGAGAGGAUGUGCCCAGUCUGGAAGGUGCUGUGAAGAAGAUCCGCAGCCUCAUGAAGAUCCACCACCUGGAAAAGGUGUUCGUGGCUACUGAUGCUGUGAGGAAGGACUAUGAAGAGCUGAAGAAACUUCUGCCCGAAAUGGUGAGGUUUGAGCCCACGUGGGAGGAGCUGGAGCUCUACAAAGAUGGAGGCGUUGCCAUCAUCGACCAGUGGAUCUGCUCCCAUGCCAGGUUUUUUAUUGGCACCUCAGUCUCAACAUUUUCCUUCCGGAUUCAUGAAGAAAGAGAAAUCCUGGGGUUCGACCCCAAGACAACAUACAACAGAUUCUGUGGGGACCAAGAGAAAGCAUGCGAGCAGCCCACCCACUGGGAGAUCAUGUACUGAGGUGG